GUUCACGGAAUCCACAACCUAGCAUGGGCCGGCACACCAGCAGAGGGAGCGGCGUGGCUCCGCGUACAACCCAUCACCACCACUUGGCACCGCAUCAUGCUCAUCCCCGUUAUGGGCGGGGUCGUUGUAGGCAUGCUACACGCCCUCGGCGGCAUCAUAGAACAAAGCCAAAGCCCAUCCCAAGCCCAGGGCCAGAACCGCGCAGCCACCCUACGCCUAGAGCAGCAGAGGGGAAUCGACUGGAGAGCGGCUUUUACACCCGUAAUUCGAGCCAUCCAAGCAGCAGUAACCCUAGGCACAGGCUCCUCCCUGGGACCUGAAGGGCCGAGUGUGGACAUAGGCAAGGCUUGGGCAGAUGGAAUGGCAGAGAUUCUAAUGAACACGCAUGAGAGGAAAACCGCACUGGUGGCUGCUGGUGCAGCUGCAGGAAUUUCGUCUGGUUUCAAUGCGGCUGUAGCUGGGUGUUUCUUUGCCAUUGAAACGGUGCUACAGUCGGUUGCUUCGGAAAACGCGCCGCCGCUUACCACUGCCAUGAUCAUCCUCGCUUCAGUGCUCUCCUCUACAGUCUCUAACGUAGUUCUGGGUGAAGAGCCAGCGUUUACUGUACCUGAAUACGAGCUGAAAUCAGCUGCUGAGCUGCCACUGUACUUGCUACUGGGAAUGGUUUGCGGGGUUAUUUCGGUGAUAUUUACCCGACUAAUCAAAUGGUCCACAGCCUUCUUUGAUUUUCUCCGGGACCGCCUCGGCAUCCCACCAGCUGUCACGCCAGCAUUGGGCGGCCUGUGUGUGGGCUUUAUAGCUCUACAGUACCCUGGUGUCUUGUACUGGGGUUUCAGUAACGUGAACGAAAUAUUGCACUCGAGAGAGAGUGCAUCUGCCCCAGGUCCGAAGCUCAUGACUCAGCUGAUAGCAGCCAAGAUCGUUGCCACGGCGCUUUGCAGAGGCUCGGGUUUGGUUGGGGGGAUCUACGCUCCGAGCCUGUUCAUAGGUUCGGCGGUAGGCUCGGUGUAUGGGUCGCUGGCGGGUGCAGCUAUCCAGGCUGCCAUUCCUGGGAAGGCUGAGGUCGCGGCACCACAGGCAUAUGCUUUGGUGGGCAUGGCGGCUAUGCUCGCCUCUGUGUGCUCCGUGCCCCUCACUUCCGUGCUGCUUCUCUUCGAACUCACCAAGGAUUAUCGCAUUCUGCUGCCGCUCAUGGGCGCAGUGGGUCUGGCCUACUGGGUCUCCUCAGUGGCCAAUCGCAAGAAGCCCGUUCUCUCGCACGCCAAGCUCGCCCCCGGCUCUGCCGCUGCCUUUGCUGCUGCUGGCGGGCACGGCGACUCAGCCCUCACGCUCUACUCACCCCUGGGCACUGCCAUGAACGGCCAUGCCUCUCACCAGCAGAAUCUAGCCCUUUUGCACGAGCACCAUCACUCGACGCAUUUCGGAGGGCCGCCGCUGUCCCCUACGCAGCUCAGGGCGUCUUCGUCUAUUUCCUGGCAUAGGGGGAGUGGCAGCAGCAGUACUGGUGGUGGGAGUGGUGCGGAGGAAAUGGAGUUGUGUGCGGUGGAGGGGUUUGCAGGGGGUGUGGAGGCGGCUUUGAGUGUUGAUAGACUGCUGGACGAACUGAAGGUGGCUGCAGCAAUGAGCACCACGUUCGUCUCGGUUCGAGCAGACGCCACAGUAAGGGAAGCCGUUCUUGCCCUCCUUGAAGGCCGUGCAGACUGUGCCAUGGUGGUGGACGCAGAGGGGCUGCUGGAAGGCACGCUCUCCCUCACUGAUGUACACCGGGAGCUUCGCCGAUCCUCCAUUAUCAGUGCGGCAGGCACGGCCAGCCACCGAGGCUCGACGAUUGCCGGACCUGGAGGCUCGGCACGAAGCUCGGUUGCGGGUGGAGUGGGCGGUGGUUCGGGAGGAGGGGGAGGGGGAGGAGGGGGGAGUCAUAGAGGAUCGGCGGUGUCGGUAGGGCUUAUGCCAGUGGGAGGAGUGGGAGGAAUGGGAGGGGUGGGAGGGUUGGACAGGGCAUUGUCACACAGAGCUUCGGUCGCUGCCUCUGAGCUGGCUCCUGUAGGCGUGGAGUUUAUCUUUUGUGUUUCCCUGCCCCCCGUUUCCUCGCUUUCACCCCUUUCACCACCCUUUCACCCCCGUUUCAUCCGUCCCUCCUUCUCUUUUCCCCCUCUUUCACCCCCAGGUGCACGAGAUGCUGGUGGGAGCGGUCUGCACCAGUACCACAGCCCACGGGGACUCCGACCUUGUUGUGUGCUUCCCAGACCAGACGCUGCGCGCCGCCCGCCACCUAAUGCUGCCGAGGAACCUGACGGUGCUGCCUGUGGUGUCUCGGUCCGGCAAGCGGUGGCAGGACCGGGGGAGGAAGCUGGUUGGAGUCCUGGAAGCUUCAGCAAUCCGUGCCACAUGCCAAGCGGAGGCAACCCGUCGGAUAUUGGGAAGCUUUCUCCUGCCGUCGGUGCGCCGGUAUCGUCUGCUAAAACGAAGGACUCUUUAGCGGCUCCGGAAGCUGCUGCUGCUUCGCCUGCUUCUGACGCUGCGGCUGCUGCUACUGCUGCUGCUGCUGCUGCUGCUGCUGCUGCUGCUGCUGCUGCUGCUGCGGUGAAGACCACCGGCCAGCCUGGUAAAAGUCCCGAUGCAACGACACUGAGAGACAAGGGUUGGGAGGGGGAGGGGGAGGUGGCUUCGUCUAAAGUUCCCCCUUCUGGUAAACGGAGGUAUGGCAGCGGAUUGAUGCUUCCCCGGUCCUUGUUCAGGAGAAGGGGGCGAGAUAGUCAGUCGGGAAAAGAACGUGAGGUUGAGAUCGAGUCGGGGAAAGCCGUUCAGGUGCCUAAAAAGGGACGCGAGAUUGCGUCACGGGAGGAGAGGGGGGUUGUUGGAGGGGAGACGGGUGAGAGAAUCCGUGCUGUCGAUGUGGGUUCGGGAGAGAGAGGCGGAAGGGCGGCAGCGGUAGAGAGGGGGACGGAGGGGGAGGGGAGCAGCGCGGGGCAGAGGGGAAGACAGUCGGAAGGGGAGGUGCAACCGCCAAGGGGAGCUGUGAGGAAGGAAAAGGGGGGGUUAUCUGGUGAGAGUGAGGGGAGUGAGGAGAGUGAAGAAAGAGAGGAGGGAGAGGAGGGUGAGAAGAGUGAAGCAAUUGCUACGAAGGAUGACGUCUCGGGAAGGGAGGGACUCGUAGAAGCCAAAGGAAGUGGAGAGGGAGUGAAGGUAGGAGGAGAAGGACGGGGAGUGGUACGAGGGCAGGAGGGGAGGGCCAUGACGGCUGGUAAGGCGGAGAGGGCGGAGAGGGCGGAAGGCUCAAUGGGAGUGGUGACGCUGAGGCGCAUGAAGGAUGCGCUGAGGAGCGUGCUGUGGCCGCAGCGGGAGCAGCGUGAGCAGUGGGAGCAGCAGACUCGUGCUCGUGCAUCCCCAGGCCCUCCAGUGGACGCGCCUCCCUCUCCUUUCAGCCGUGUGCCUCCCAAGCGCACUGCCAGCCUCCCCAGCGACACUCUGCUGCUGCACCACGAGGUGUCUGCUGUGCCUGUAACGGAGCAGCCUUUAACGGGGAUGAGGGAGGCUGCAAUACUCUCCCACCCACCCCCACAUCCUCCUGCUGCUGCUUCUGUCUCACCUUCCCUUGUGUCACCUCCUCCGUCCUCACCACCCCGACAUGAGAGCUCUGCUGAUAAGAAAAGGCCUGCAAGACCGAGGCUGAAACUCCCUUUCUUCUCCCCUCCUGCGACAGCCGCUGCCUCUGCUGCUGGUGGUAGUACUUUUGCCUCUGCUGCCCGUACCCCGCCUCGCCUUGACCUUUCUGCUGCCCCGCCCUCUCCUGCUGCGGAAGCUGCUGAGAAGCUUCGGGAACGAGCGAGGCGGAUAGGGGUAAGGCGUCAGUCACAGUUUGAGGCGCGGGGAGAACAGGUGGAGAAGACUGAGAGGGAGGAGCAGGUGGAGGGGGUGUUUACAGCUGCAGAGAGGGAGGAGAUGAAAGACACGGAAGGGGGCAUUCAACAGGCGACGAAGGCACUCAAGGGGAGGUCGUCUAGCCCUGGAGGUCGAGGAAAUCGGGGCGAAAUGAAUAAGUUGGAUGAGCCGGUGGGUGUUGGGCCAGUUUUGAGUGGGCGAGAGUUGAAGCAGAUGGAAGGGACGCAGCAGAUGGUGAAGUCUGCUUCUUGGAACCUGAAGUGGGACGCUGAGGAGUUUAAAGAAGAGUAG
Molecule: messenger RNA, 4173 nt
Organism: Closterium sp. Naga37s-1
Lineage: Eukaryota; Viridiplantae; Streptophyta; Zygnematophyceae; Desmidiales; Closteriaceae
Source: the annotation of a GenBank genome assembly